This is a messenger RNA of Podospora bellae-mahoneyi, 3132 nucleotides long. RefSeq lists its product as uncharacterized. The transcript has 6 exons. Gene Ontology annotation, biological process: proteolysis. Bases 408 to 2219 code for a protein of 603 amino acids. The record is from RefSeq and is a predicted model, not a curated record. Gene Ontology annotation, molecular function: serine-type exopeptidase activity; dipeptidyl-peptidase activity. Lineage: Eukaryota; Fungi; Ascomycota; Sordariomycetes; Sordariales; Podosporaceae.
GCCGACCAAGUCUUGUCUCCGGCUCGUCAUCUACAAGACGAGGCUAUCCAGCUCGGACAUGGGCGGGUGCAACACAACUCGCCGAGCUCACUUAGCCGGAAUUCACUCACGGUCACCAUCCCUUAUUUCCAACCAUACUGUUUGGUUUGAGUCGCUACCAUGAUUUCAACUCUGCACAGAACGCCCAUUGCUAUGCUCUUUCGGUUAUUUUUGCAUUUUCCAGAAAACCAAGAUGCUCUCGGCCCUCACUACAAAUGAUCUGCUGAUCAGCCUCACUUUAUCUCGCAUGCUGAGGCACCUCUGGGUUACCUCUCAGUUCCUGAACCGACCCUGUGAGUCUGCCUGUAUUGACGGGUUGCUUGAAGCCGGUGGUGUAACUCCAGAAAGAUAGACUGCAGCAUGGAGGUAUGGGUGUGUUUCGUUGCAAUGCUACCUACCUACAUGCUGUUCUGUCAAGUGGCUCAAAUAUACACAUCAGCAAUGCCCCGAAUCUUGUGACUCUCUCUCUCUCUCUUCAUGUCCAGUCUUUUCACCUUUUGCUCUUGGGCUUCAAAAUGAAGCCGUCUGUCCUUGCUUUGACCUUCCUAGGGCGUGUCGGUGCGUUGCUGCCCUUGCCUCCAGCCCCCCAGCCCAACAUCGCAACACUCAGCCUAGACACCUUGAUGGGCAGUGAAAGCAGGUUCAGCCAAUUGAUUGACCACUCUAACCCAUCUUUGGGGACGUUCAGUCAGAGAUACUGGUGGGAUACCGCCUACUGGGAUGGCCCGGGCUCUCCUGUGGUGGUAUUUUCUCCAGGAGAGGCCAGCGCCGAAUAUUACAGCGGUUUCUUGACAAACCAGACCAUAGUUGGUCUCUAUGCCCAGGCCAUUGGAGCUGCAAUCCUCCUGAUUGAACACCGCUACUGGGGCGAUUCCUCUCCCUUCUCCCACCUCUCCACGGUCAACCUGACGUACCUGACCCUCAACAAUUCUGUCGCUGAUUUUGCUCAUUUCGCCCGCCAAGUUCAGCUUCCGUUUGAUGAAUCCGGUCGGUCCAACGCCCCCAAGGCUCCAUGGAUUUUUGUAGGAGGCUCCUACUCUGGCAAUCUCGCCGCCUGGCUCGACCACCUGUCUCCCGGGACCUUUUGGGCCUACCAUGCGAGCUCGGCACCCGUUCAAGCCAUCCGACACUUCUGGGAAUACUUCACACCUAUCUGGGAGGGCAUGCCGCGGAACUGUAGCAAAGAUUUUGAGAAAAUCACGGCUCAUAUCGACCAAGUUCUGGAACAUGGCAGUGAGGAAGAGGUGAAAAGUCUGAAAGAAGGCUUUGGACUGGGGGACAUCAAGGAGAAAGGAGAUUUUGCGUCAGCGGUUGGGUUUGCGUUGGCAGAGUGGCAGUACAUUUCCAUCACCUCUAGCUACCACCGCUUCUACCAAAUGUGCGACACCAUUCAGGGGGUUCGUCCCGUAGAUCUUGACAGAUGGGGCACUGAGCUGUGGUUCCCAAGCGGAGCUCCUACCUCCUCGCCGGCAAGCAACGGUGUUGGGCUGCAAAAAGCUCUGAUCAACUACUCUGCCUGGUUCAAGCACGAAUUCCUACCCGAUGCCUGCAGCAACUAUGGCUAUGAAGAUUGGGCCCAGGUCAACUCGACUGGCUGCUACGACACCUACAACGUGACCAGUCCGUUCUACACCGACUACUCGGUCAGCAACACCUUCAACAGGCAGUGGUUCUGGAUGCUUUGCAAUGAGCCCUUCUUUUACUGGCAGACAGGCGCACCAGCAGGGCAACCAUCCAUCAUGUCUCGCCACGUUAGUCCCGAGUACUUUGAGCGUCAGUGCCGCCUGAUGUUUCCAGACCAGGGGGACGCCAGGUCGGGUCUCUCACUGGGCAAGACAGAGGCCGACGUCAACCAACUGACCAGCGGCUGGUUCGUGAAAACAACUCGGUUAAUAUGGACGAACGGAGAAUUCGACCCCUGGCGCUCUGGAUCUGUCUCGAGCAUAUCCCGACCUGGACGACCUCUGGAAAGUACGCCUGACGCGCCAGUGCAUCUCAUCCCCGGAGGCAGGCACUGCAACGAUCUAGACACCAGAAGUGGAGAGCUUAAUCAAGGGGUGCAGCGGGUGCAGCUAGAGUCAAUCGCCAGGAUGGUUGACUGGGUGAACGAGUUCUAUGACGGGAAGGAGGGAAGAACCAGGGGCAACGGAGCCACACACAUCCUCGGACGUCCUGUGUGAAAGACCGAGAGCUCCGUGAUUCCCGGCUCGAUCAACCAUGAUGUUUGCGAACUGUUAGCAAGUGACUUUGAGUUGCCCUUCCAGACAGCCGAACCAGCGAUGUCUAGAAAAUAGCCAUCCAUCCGGUCACACUCCGUCCUUGUGCAUCGUGAGAGUGCCUCAUCUAUAUUGAUGAAGAGGGGUGACAGCCCAAAAAUAAAGGGCGCCAUGUCCCUGCUCUCCAAGGAACCCAAACGGAACCGAUGAAGAGAUAUUAAAUAGACAUCAUGUCCCAAUAAUGCUCGACUUUGGAAAGGAUUGUGAUCAGUAUUAUUCUGGGCCAGAGACGGAUGAAGGCAGCACAGAGACCUGGCGCCAACAGCUAACGUCUGACCCCAUCCAAAACUCCAUCACAAUUCAUUGACGGUAGGAUUGCGAACGAAACAUUCGUCGAGGAUGAUGCACAGUUGUGGUUCAGCCUGAGCCGCGGUGCCACGAGUCCGAGCUGUAGAAGAUGUUGGUUACCUCCCCGUAGGUACUCCACGGGCCCCGAACGGACGGGAUUUAAGGGGCCAAUUCCGGUGCUGCGAGUUUUGGGCUGCCGUACUAAGGACGGUCUUUUUGAGCUGCUGGAAUCUUGUUGAGAAAGAGACAACCAAUUUCGAGCUUGCCUUGCCCAAAGCCUGUGAUCGCCGCGUUGGGAGCCAUUUUUGGUGGUCCGGCAAGCGAAUCGAUGAUAACCACUGACGUAUGGAGUAGAGGAAAAAUUCCAAAUAAUUAUGGUCGCUUCAGGGUUAUUGUAGAUAUGAUGCAGGGCAAGAUAGCGAUUGUGGGGAGCCGCGGCCGAUGCUGCAGCCAAGAUGCUCAAGCUCGCCGGGUUGCAGCCCAAAUGAGCGCUCGGUGAGAAAUCGUUGUAUCUGUGUGUGUGUUCGUG